This is a messenger RNA of Gasterosteus aculeatus aculeatus (three-spined stickleback), 2011 nucleotides long. RefSeq names its product nuclear envelope integral membrane protein 1 (gene nemp1). Gene Ontology annotation, cellular component: nuclear envelope. The record is from RefSeq and is a predicted model, not a curated record. NCBI's taxonomy places the organism in Eukaryota, Metazoa, Chordata, Actinopteri, Perciformes, Gasterosteidae.
CUCAAUCAAUCUUUCUUGAGGCGGAAAGGGCGGGCCAGAGCAGUACGGAGGCUCAUCAUGGCGGGAUGCAUGAAAAUGACAAACGGUUUCAGCCCUCUGAAUGCUAAACUAAGGCUUUCAGUAGUGCUUCUUUUCUGCUUACCGCACACAUCCGGAUUACAGGAACGAGGUAACCAACUCCGCGUGACCGAUCUUCGGGAUGGAGAGGAGUACGUCAUGUCAGGGUCCAACAGAUUCUGUUACAAAAAUUCAGUGUUUCCAAAUUGGAGGCAUACGUGGACCAGAAUUCAGGUCCAAGUGUGGAGUUCAAACGUGUUUAAGGUGGAAACUGUGGCGGGUGAGGAGCAGCUGCAGGACCUGGAUCGCUUCAGUAUCUGGGGCUGGUUCCAGAGCCUGUUACGAGAGCGGCACAAUGAAACCUCUAUUAACGUCAAUCUGUUCACCAAGGAGAUGUGCUUCAAGGUCGAUCCUGCUGACCAAACCAAGUACACUGUCAAGCCCCUUCGUAAGUUUGAUAUCUACCUGUUUUUGGUUUUCCUCGCUGGAGCGUCUUUGUUUGUCUUUGCAGGAUCACUCAGCAGGAGUCAACUUUUCUUCUACUCUGCUGGUAUGAGCACUGGCAUGAUUGCCUCACUCAUUAUACUCUUUUUCAUUUUGGCCCGCUUUUUGCCAAAGAAAAGCCCUUUUUAUGUCCUUAUUGUUGGCGGCUGGUCGUUUUCUGUGUACGCCAUCCAACUGGUCUUCAGGAACCUCGGCGUAAUUCUGCAAAACCACUGGAACGUGGUGUUAGGUUACGUUGCAGUGGUGGGAUUCAUCACUUUUGCUGUGUGUUACCGUUACGGCCCUCUGGUGGAUGCAAAGAGCAUUAACAUCUUGUCAUGGACGCUGCAGCUCUUAGGCCUACUCCUGAUUUAUUUAGGAAUUCAAAUUCAGCAAGUGGCAUUCUCCAUCAUCGUGGCAGCUGUGUUCUCGAAAAAUCUGGAGUACCCGGUGUCUCUGACGGUGGCUGCAUGCAGGAAAAUCAAAGGGUAUGUUCGCUGGAAGCCGGAGCCACGUCGCCUUUUGAGUGACGAAGAGUAUCAAAAGCAGGGGGAGGAAGAAACUUUACGAGCGCUAGAGGAGCUGAGGAAGCACUGCAACAGCCCCGAGUUCAGCCCGUGGAAGGCCGUGUCCAGGCUUCAGUCCCCGAAAAGGUUUGCUGAUUUUAUUGAAGGGUCUCCUCACUUGAUGUCAAAUGAAGUGUCCGUUCACGUACAGGAAUACGGCUUUGGAGGAUCCUUUUUUGAGGACGAGUUUUUCGACACAGACGACGACGAUGAGGAACAAGUCAACAUAAAGCCCAUGGUGAUACCCGAGUGAGACCGCUGUGUUACAAGACGUUCCGAAAACAGCGACAAUUUUAUUACUGCCUUUUCACAGAGGGGUCGGGGGGGAAACGGCUCUCCGGGGCUCCGCAAAUGUCCAGGCGUCCUGACAGAUUACUGCGGAAGUUGGAUUAAUAAAACUCUGAAUUGUGAUAUCGGUCUGGACUUCGAGUCCAGGCUCUGAAUGAAAAAAAAACAGACAGAACAGCGCGUGGUCAGAUCUGUCAUCGGUAUUAAUAAUAUGCAAGUAAUUUCAAAGAAUUUGCACUAAAGCCGAGUUUAUUUUCAGGGCUGUUAAAAUGGCGACACAGAAAUGAACUUUUUACUGUGUGAUGUUUAGUUGUUUGUCUUAAGCUUAGAAAAGGUUUUAAAGUUUUUAGUUUUUGAAGCGUGUGUUCAUCGCAGAGAUAUUGAACGUAAGCCUGGGAUACGCUCUCCCUGCGGUGAACUCGCAGCAUGAGACGGUUGUGGUUAAUAUUCUUUCAGCUCAGGGAGAAAAUGUUUGUUCAAGUUAGUAUUUAAUUGUUUUCAUUUUAAUGGACAUGAAGUAUUCACCUAAAGUAUUUUGAAUAAAAAAUAUACUCUUAAGCAUGAAUUGGCAUCAUUGUAUUGAUAAGAUUUGAAAUAAAAGGUGGCGAUGUUAAUAA